ACGACGCUGUCGGGCUGCCCAACUUGCUGGAUGAUCCUCACAAAAUGCGCCGCCUGCGCCACCGAGCUUGGCUUAUCCUUGGGCAAGAAAUGCGGCCGCUGCAGCACGCGCUACUGCGGACCCGAAUGCCAGGUGCAGCACUGGAAAGAGGGCGGCCACGACCAGCUCUGCAAACCAAUAAAAAAGGCUGGUGGCGCGGAGCAAUACAACGCAAAUAAGAAGUACGCGGAGGCCGUCACAGUCGCCGCGGAGGCGUGCGCGGAGGACACCAAGGGCCAGACGUGCUACAUCUGCACGCAGGCGCUCCAUUGGAAAACAAAGGAGGGCCUCGUGCGCGGGUGCUCGUGUCGUGGGACGGCGGGUUUCGCGCACGUGUCGUGCUUGGCGGAGCAGGCGAAGAUUUUGGUCGCGGAGGCCGAGGAGAACAAUUCAGACGACUCGCAGUGGCAUCGGUGGAACACGUGCAGUCUGUGCGAGCAAGAGUACCAUGGGGUGGUGGUGUGCGCGCUUGGGUGGGCGUGCUGGAAGACGUACCUGGGUCGGCUGGAGGCGGACGAGCUUCGGAUCGGCGCUUUGUCGCUGCUCGGGAACGGUUUAUCUGAUGCAGGACAUAACGAGGACGCGUUGCCCGUGAGAGAGGCCGAGUUGGCUAUGAGGCGGCGCCUUGGCGCCUCAGAAGAAAACAUUCUCGUCGUGCAGAGCAAUCUUGCAAUUACGUAUGGAGAGCUAGGAGACCUUGAGAGGGCCCUAAGCAUGGAGCAAGAAGUAUACUCCGGACGUUUGAAGCUCAACGGCGAGGAUCACGAAGAGACCCUCAUAGCAGCCAGCAACUACGCGACGUCCCUUGUUCGUCUUCAGCGCUUCGGAGAAGCCAAGUCGCUGCUGCGCAAAAUAAUGCCCGUGGCGCGGCGCGUUCUCGGAGAGAGCCAUCAACUCACGCUCACGAUGAGGUGGAAUUACGCGAUGGUGCUCUACAAGGACGCCAGUGCCACGCUCGGCGAUCUCCGCGAGGCCGUGGAAACGUUCGAGGAGAUUGAACGGACAUCGCGGCGCGUGUUUGGUGGCGCGCACCCAAACACGCGAGGGAUCGAGGUAGCCCUGCAGGAGGCGCGAGAAGCCCUUCGCGCCCGCGAGGCGCCGUCAGCGAGUGUGUAAGAAGGUAC
Molecule: messenger RNA, 1163 nt
Organism: Pelagomonas calceolata
Lineage: Eukaryota; Pelagophyceae; Pelagomonadales; Pelagomonadaceae
Source: the annotation of a GenBank genome assembly